Hymenoscyphus albidus is the source of this 1380-nucleotide messenger RNA. The record is from the annotation of a GenBank genome assembly. NCBI's taxonomy places the organism in Eukaryota, Fungi, Ascomycota, Leotiomycetes, Helotiales, Helotiaceae.
AUGAUCAACGAUCAACAGCCUCAACAACAAACCCGGAAGCCAAUCAUGGCGGCCACUACUCCUCCAGCUGAAAUCAGCCUCUACAUACUCACCUAUAACUGUGGUCUCGCGCCCAUAGACAUCGACGCCUUCGCAUCGCAGCUCUUUUCUGGCCUCACCACCUCAAGUCUCCCUGAUUUGCUUAUUCUUUCCCUGCAAGAAAUCGCACCCAUACCAUAUGCCUUAAUUGGAGGAUCAUUUCAGGCUCCAUACUUCAAACGUUUCCAUCGCGCUGUUCAGAAUGCUUCGCAGAAGUUCACGAAUUCUACUGAAAAUGAUCAGAUAUACUCUCCAAUAUCGUCGCGAAACCUAGGGAUGACGGGUAUCAUGGCGUUUGCAAAGGACCCGGACGCUAUCAGAGAUAUUGAAACCGGAGGAGUUGGGGUGGGGUUGGCAGAAAUGGGCAAUAAAGCAGCAGUGGGAGUCAGAUUUUCAUAUCACAAGGGAGGCAGUUCGACAGAGCUUACGUUCGUUGCGGCGCACCUUGCGGCUAUGGAGGAUUGUUGGGAGCGGAGGAAUGAAGACUGGAAGAGUAUUGUUCGAGGACUUGUAUUUUCAUCUGCACUGGCGGAUGGCACAAAGUCAAGAACAGAACUGUCGCCGGAAGGAGCUUCGCUGCUCUCCAUCUCCCCAAGGGAUGCCUCUGUCUACAAGCCUACCUCUCACCUUUUUGUUGCAGGCGAUCUGAACUACCGUACCUCGAGUCUACCCCCUGCUCCAUCCGAUCACAUAAACACCUUUCCACAACCGUCUAUGGAUUCAUCCUCCCCGAAUCAUUACUACAAACUUUUCGAAUUAGAUCAAUUGAACCAAGAGCGACUAGCUGGCAGAACAUGCCAAGGUCUCACAGAAGCCCCUGUUAACUUUCCCCCAACCUAUAAAUAUCAGCUCAAGGAACCAUUUCUAACAUCAGAUGAAAACUUGUCAAGGUGGAACUGGGCAAAGCAUAGGUGGCCAUCCUGGUGUGACCGCGUAUUAUUCUUGGAUAUGCCUAAAUGGAUGUCUACCUCCCACCCCAACGCAAAAAUCGUACCCCGCAAAUAUACCGCACUUCCAUUACUACCAACGUCAGAUCAUCGCCCCGUGUCACUUGAAGUAACAGUUCCGAUAAUACCAAUCCCAAGUCCGCCCGAUGAAGAUCAGGAUGAUCCGAGAAGCAAGCCUCCUUUUACUAUUAAUCCUGACUGGCGGGCGCAAAGAAAUCGCGCGAGAAAGGCGGAGCUGUUCGUUGGAUUCUUGAUGUAUUAUACUACUACGACUGAAGGGGGCUCGAUUUUGCUGGCUAUGACGAUUGGUACCAUAGCCUUUUACAUUGCUAUUAGAGCAAUCCUUGGUAUGUAG